Owenia fusiformis is the source of this 1886-nucleotide messenger RNA. NCBI's taxonomy places the organism in Eukaryota, Metazoa, Annelida, Polychaeta, Sabellida, Oweniidae. The record is from the annotation of a GenBank genome assembly.
UAAGACAUAAAUAAAAGGACAAGCUUUCUGCUGCAAGUUUAGAGGUGCAUAAAACCAUCAUACAUCAAAAUGAGGGAAUGUAUCUCUAUCCACAUUGGGCAGGCUGGUGUCCAAAUGGGCAAUGCCUGCUGGGAGCUAUACUGCCUUGAGCAUGGAAUCGAGCCUGAUGGUCAAAUGCCAAGUGACAGCACUGUUAAUAGCGAAAAUGAUGCAUUCAACACGUUCUUUAGUGAGACAGAUUCAGGGAAGCAUGUCCCAAGAGCUCUUUUUGUGGACUUGGAACCAUCUGUUAUUGAUGAGAUCAGAACGGGUACAUACAAACAGCUGUUUAAACCUGACCAGCUAGUCUCAGGUAAAGAGGAUGCUGCAAAUAACUAUGCUAGAGGUUUCUACACAGUUGGCAGAGCAUUAAUGGAUGAUGUAACAGAUCGUAUUCGGAAACUCACUGAUAAUUGCUCUAGUGUUCAAGGCUUCCUGAUCUUUAAUUCAGUUGGUGGAGGCACUGGCUCUGGAUUCACAUCAAGGUUGGCGGAAAGUCUUUCUCGUGAUUAUUCAGGAAAAGCUAAGCUGGGGUUUAGCAUCUUUCCUGCCCCUCAGAUAUCAACAGCAGUUGUGGAGCCUUACAACUCUAUUCUGACAACAUAUGCUUCCUCAGAACACUCCGAUGUUGCUUGUUUGUUUGAUAAUGAGGCACUCUUUAAUAUCUGUCAACGUAACUUAGGUGUUGAUCGGCCAUCCUACAGCACCCUGAAUCGUCUCAUUUGCCAAAUUGUCAGCUCUCUCACGGCCUCUCUUCGUUUUGAUGGGGCCUUAAAUGUUGAUAUGGUUGAGUUCCAGACAAAUUUGGUGCCCUACCCACGCAUCCAUCAUAUGGUGACUUCCUAUGCUCCUCUUAUGUCUGCUGAGAAGGCCUACCAUGAGCAGGUUUCAGUUGAUGAGAUUACCAAGGCUGCCUUUGCACAAGAAAACCAGAUGGUGCAUUGCGAGCUCAAAAAAGGAAAAUACAUGGCUGUCUGUAUGAUGUAUCGAGGUGAUGUUGUGCCCAAGGAUGUCAAUGCUGCAGUUGCUAAAAUCAAGACGGAUCGUAGAGUCGAGUUUGUGGAUUGGUGUCCCACUGGGUUUAAGUGUGGCAUCAACUACCAGCCACCUACUGUUGUCGCUGGAAGUGACCAAGCCAAAGUGAAGCGUGCAGUCUGCUCAAUAGCCAACACAAGCGCGAUUGCUCAGUCAUUUGCAAGGCUUAACCACAAGUUUGACCUCAUGUAUGCUAAACGUGCAUUUGUCCAUUGGUAUGUGGGAGAGGGUAUGGAAGAAGGAGAGUUUUCUGAGGCACGUGAGGAUCUGGCUGCCUUAGAGAAAGACUAUGAGGAGGCUGGAGGAGACAGUGUUGAAGGAGAAGGUGAUGAGGAGGGAGCAGAAUAUUAAACAUUUAACCAUGCUAUAAUCUCAAAUGAUAGUAGACUAUAACUUAACUCUGUUGACAAUAUCCAUAAUAAUGUAAAUGUAGAGCACAAUGUUUGGUGUUAUUCACUUAAAUUCAGUUUUACUUGGUGAAAUAUCAAAAAUGUUAGUUCUACCAUUAUAAUUAAGAAUAUGUCUGUGAAUGAUUAAUAAGAAUGUGUUUGUAUUCAAUAAUUAAGAAUGUGUUUGUAAACAAUAAUAAAGAAUGUAGUAAACAAUUUUCAAGAAAGUGUUAGGAAAGUGUUAGGAAACAAUUAUUUAUUAUAAUUAACUGUCUAGAAAACUACAUAAAACAUAUCAUUUCUCCAUGAAAUUAAUACACAAAGUAGUUAGGUUGUUGGUCUUUAUUACUGGAAAGUUUAAAGUAAUUUUAUCAAAAACCAACAAAAUUAGAGAAGGACGUCCAAGACUUUUGGAUCACCCCU